Molecule: messenger RNA, 2439 nt
Organism: Anastrepha obliqua
Lineage: Eukaryota; Metazoa; Arthropoda; Insecta; Diptera; Tephritidae
Gene: cbt
Product: specificity protein transcription factor 3
Exons: 2
Coding region: 400-1974 (524 amino acids)
Biological process (GO): regulation of transcription by RNA polymerase II
Molecular function (GO): RNA polymerase II cis-regulatory region sequence-specific DNA binding; DNA-binding transcription factor activity, RNA polymerase II-specific
Source: RefSeq, a predicted model, not a curated record
UAUCGAACACAACGGUUCCAUAUUCUUUGCUCAGCUCCGCUAAGCUAAGGAAAAUCAAAAUCAAAGAAAAUAUUAAACAAAACUGUAUUAAAAAAUAUAGCAAAGAAAAACAUAGAAUUUAUUGCAAAUUCCAAAGCAAAAAAGUGACUAAAGAAAUAAUUAUCAUCAACAAAUACUUUUCAGAAAAAGUGCAAGUGCAAAGUGAGUUUUGCAAGUAAAGAAAAUUGAGAAAAGUGCAUAAAAAUUUUCCACAAAUAAAGUGGUUGGUUAAAGCAUUACCAAAAAAAGAAAACAGUGAAUUUUAAAGCAUUUUAUUUGGAUUACUGAACCAUCAGCAUUUGGAUAUAGCUCUAUUAAUAAGCACAACAAUUUUUGGUGGAGAACAAAUACACAAACAAAAUGGAUAUCGCAUUAUUGCCUUCACCGCCAGCAACACCGCCGCUCUGCGAAAAACAAAUUGAAGCUGAUGAAAAACCAUCAGCCCAGGAUUUGCGUGAGGAGAUGCUCAAAGCGAAGCUGCAGUUACAGCUCGGCCAACAACAACAAAAGAAACAACAGCAAAUAAUCACACCAAAUCCAUCGGACACAGAAGACGAUGCUGAAACGCCGCCUUGCAAGAAGCAGCGCCUAGAGUUGCCACAGCCUAUUGCCGCACUCACACCACCACCAGAAACACAGAAGCACGUGCAACCUCCAGAGCAACAACAAUCACAACGCGUUAGUGUUAUCAUGCAUGUGAACAGCUCUGGCAUUUGCUCCGCCAUUGACGAUAGUUCGUGCUCUUCGACCAUUUCCAGCGCUUCAACAGUGUCCACCACAACCACCACCAGCGGCAUUUCCGCCUCACCGGCACCACUGCUAACGUCCGAUGAUGAUUGUAGUCAAACAAAUGUGUGGCGUAGCUUGAAAUUCAAAAUGAAUCGCACACAUGCGCGUAACGGCAAUUUUUCUGCGCCAACUUCCAUGCAUCAGCAGCAGCAACAGCAAGAGCAACCAGAAACAGAGUUAAAAUCUCAACAGCAUUUGGAUCAACCACAAUUCCGUUUCACUUUGCCAGCUGUUACAACAACAGCCACGUCAACACAGCAGCAGCAACAGCAAUUAUUCAACACCUCACCGCCACAGUAUCAAGUAAUUGCACCAAAAAGUAUUUACGUUACACCCGCAGUGGCAGCGAUCUCCGCCUCAACAAAUGUCAACGGCGCAGACGCCACCACAGUAAUUCCAGCUCAAUUGUUAGUGUUAAAUGCCAGCAGCAAUCUAUUACAGAACGUCACAGGCAAUUCAGCCAACAGCGCAAGCUCUACACCCGCCUCAUCAUCCACACACAAAAUGACCGCCGCGCAAAUUGCCGCCGAACGACGACGCAUCUAUGUCUGCGAAUAUCCAAACUGUGGCAAAAAUUACUUCAAAUCCAGCCACUUGAAGGCACAUCAGCGCGUGCACACCGGCGAGCGGCCGUUCAUCUGCAAGUGGGAAAAUUGCGAUAAGCGCUUUUCGCGCUCCGACGAAUUGUCGCGUCACAAGCGCACACACACCGGCGAGAAAAAGUUCGUGUGCAGCGUGUGCCAGAAGAAGUUUAUGCGCAGCGAUCACUUAUCGAAGCACGUCAAGCGUCAUGGCAAGGACAAGGCGAAUGGUGUGAAUCGUAAUGUGGCAGCGGCAACCAUGGCCGCAGCAGUAGCGUCAGCAGCCGCGGCAGCAGCUGCAAGCGGACCACAGCAAUCAGUCGCUAACAGUGUUGCAGUGCACAACAAUAAUAUAACACAUUUGCGUGCCAUUGCGCCAGCGAGUAGCGCGCCAGUGACGGCGAAGCACGCGCCAGUUGCCGCAACAGCAACACCCGCUGGACUACAACUGCAAAUCUGCAAUGCAGGCGACUUGUUGCGUUUACAGCAAGUCGGCGCAUUGCCAGCGACAUUUGCCACACUCAUUGCCGAUCAACAGCAGUUGCAGGCACAGCAGCAGCGCUAAAGCGGCGAAAAAGCAGCAAAAAGAAGAAGAAGAAAACCCUGUAGUGCAAAUAGCCGGAAAUUGGGAAUUUACAGAUAUGCGUCCAUCAUUCCAAGAACAAGCAAAGAAAAAAUAUUGAAAAAAUACAGUAAUUUUUCAGUCAACUGAAAAGAUAAUACGUGGAUUAGCGUUUAAGCAUCUCUCCUUACAAACACACCUGCAACAUUUGUAAACGCAUCAUACCCCUUGUGUUUCUUCGCUCUCCAAUUAGAAAUUUUAAAUUAUAUUUUAGAUUUUCAUGCACUUAAAAUAAUUUAUAUACAUAGAAUUUCAAUUAUCAUCUACCAUUACUUUUUAUUUAUGAAAAGUAGAAAUUAUGUAUAAAGGAGAAGUGAAGAAUUCCUUAGAAGCAUUGAACCAUUAGAUGUAGUAUACAUUUAGGCGUAUGUUAUUAGCAGCUAGAGUAUUAAAUCUCAUAGCGACCUU